UUCGAGAUGGCUGUGCAGGUCCCCAGCCUCCUCCUUGCAGCAGCUGCGGUGCUGAUGGUGCUGAGCAGCCUGGGGGCCGAGGGCAGAGACCCCCCAAGGGAUUUCGUGGUCCAGUUCAAGCCCUACUGCUACUUCACCAACGGGACGCAGCACAUGCGGUAUGUGACCAGGUACAUCUACAACCGGGAGGAGUACGUGCGCUACGACAGCGAGGUGGGCGAGUACCGCGCGGUGACCGAGCUGGGGCGGCCGGACGCCGAGUACUGGAACAGCCAGAAGGACAUCCUGGAGCGGUUGCGGGCCGAGAUAGACACGGUGUGCAGACACAACUACGAGGAGACGGAGGUCCCCACGGCCCUGCGGCGGCGUGAGCAGCCCAAGGUGGUCGUCUCCCUGUCCAGGAAGGAGGUCCUCAACCACCACAACACGCUGGUCUGCUCAGUGUCAGAUUUCUACCCGGCCCAGAUCAAAGUGCGCUGGUUCCGGAAUGGCCAGGAGGAGACAGAGGGAGUUGAGUCCACACAGCUUAUUAAGAACGGGGACUGGACCUACCAGAUCCUGGUCAUGCUGGAGAUGACCCCUCAGCGGGGAGACAUCUACACCUGCCACGUGGAGCACCCCAGCCUGCAGAGCCCCGUCACCGUGGAGUGGAGUGCACAGUCCGAGUCUGCCCAGAGCAAGAUGCUGAGCGGCAUCGGGGGCUUUGUGCUAGGGCUCAUCUUCCUCGGGCUGGGCCUUUUCGUCCGUCACAGAAGCCAGAAAGGACCUCGAGGGCCUCCUGCAGCAGGGCUCCUACAGUGAUUCAUGGUGGCUGAGUUGACUGUCACACUGUAAGGCCUGUCCCUGCCCUCAGUUCCCAUCUGUGCCAGCCUGCCUGUCCUUCUCUGAUUCAGAGUCUAGCAUGGUGCCAGUGUACCCACCAGUUCAGCUUUUGUGAUUCCCCGACUCCCCAAGACUCUGUCUCUGGCUCUGCUCCUGGCUGAUUCCAGAGACUCAGUCCGUGUCCUGCAGCACAAUCUACUCAGACCUCAGGCCUUCUAUUUCCACUGUGCCACACAGGCUGCUGAAGAGACCCUGAAAACAUUCACCUCUUUUUCAUAAUUAAACAGGUUAUGAAUAUGUA
Molecule: messenger RNA, 1123 nt
Organism: Arvicola amphibius (Eurasian water vole)
Lineage: Eukaryota; Metazoa; Chordata; Mammalia; Rodentia; Cricetidae
Product: H-2 class II histocompatibility antigen, A-U beta chain-like
Exons: 6
Coding region: 7-801 (264 amino acids)
Biological process (GO): positive regulation of T cell activation; immunoglobulin production involved in immunoglobulin-mediated immune response; immune response
Cellular component (GO): membrane; MHC class II protein complex
Molecular function (GO): MHC class II protein complex binding
Source: RefSeq, a predicted model, not a curated record